Messenger RNA from Penicillium angulare, 1368 nucleotides. Its product is annotated as flavin monoamine oxidase family protein. Gene Ontology annotation, molecular function: oxidoreductase activity. The coding region runs from base 1 to 1368 and encodes 455 amino acids. NCBI's taxonomy places the organism in Eukaryota, Fungi, Ascomycota, Eurotiomycetes, Eurotiales, Aspergillaceae. The record is from RefSeq and is a predicted model, not a curated record. The transcript has 3 exons.
AUGCUUGACGUUAUUGUAAUUGGUGCUGGAUUCAGUGGCCUCCAGGCUGCUUAUUCUGCCAAACGGGCAGGUCUUUCAGUCGCUGUUGUCGAAGCUCGCGAUCGUGUUGGUGGAAAGAUCUGGAGUGUACCGUUAGCUUCCGAUCGAGGCUGCGCGGAACUGGGUGGUGCAUGGAUCAACGAUAGCCUCCAGCCGCGUGUAUGGAGCUAUGUAAAGAAAUUUGGGUUGAAGGUGGUGAAGCAACGUCUUGAGGGGACUGCUAUCAUGCAAGAAAGCGAGAAUGAAAGGUCCGAAUUCCCAUUUGGAGUUGCUCCGGAGUUCACACCCGAGGAGAAGGAUAAUCUUGCGUUCAUUCGCGACCAUUUUCAAGCCGAGUCUCUCAAAAAGGGUUUGCCGUCUGCGGAGGUGGACAAUAUUUCUCUCGCGGAGUAUGUUCAAAAGCUCGGUGUUCUUCCCAAGGUCGCCAAGAUGGUCAACAUUUGGUCACAGGUUAUGCACGGAUUAGAGGCAUCCGAGGAAUCUGCUGCGUGGUUUAUCGAUUAUUGUCGCCGUAACAAGGGCUUCAUGGCGAUCCGCGCGGAUGAUUCCACUGGUGGUCAAUAUAUGCGAUUUCAAGAUGGUGCUCAGUCAAUUGCCAAGGAGCUAGCCAAGCUCAUCGGGCUUAAUUCGAUCUAUCUUUCUUCUCCAGUGGAUUCAAUUAUCGAUUCCAAGUCCCAUAUCACCGUGACAACUCGCAAUGGAAAAAUGAUCACAUCCAGGAAGUGCAUUAUGUCCGUUCCCAGCACUAUGUACAAAGAGUUCAAUAUUAGUCCCCCACUACCCGCAGACGUUCAAGCUGUUACAAACGGAACAGUCUUGGGUGAUUACAACAAAGCAAUUGUUUGUUACGAUAAACCAUGGUGGCGCACCGAAGGAUUCAACGGAUAUUUCGCGAGUUACUCUGGCCCAUUAACAUUGGGUAGAGACACAUGUGUCGAAGAAAAGAAUCACUACUCUCUCACUGCCUUCGUCAACGGCAAGCCCGGAAGAGAAUGGAGCAGGUUGCCCCCACAUGCCCGCCGAGCUGCAGUCUUGAAACAAUUAUCCAAGGUUUUCAAGAGUAAUCCUGAAGUCUUCCGUCCAAUUGAAUACUUCGAUCAGAUUUGGCAGCAUGAAGAGUUUAGCCGAGGCGCUUUGGCACCGGUACAUGCAAUUGGCCAUCUUACCAAGUAUGCUUCCGUUUACGGUAAGCCCGUUAGUAACCUUCAUUUUGUCGGUACUGAGUAUAGCCCCGAGUGGAAGGGUUACAUGGAAGGUGCUCUAUGCACUGGUGAGCAAGGAGCUGAGCAGGUACUUGAGUCUUUGAAAAAGAUUCCUGCGAAGAUUUGA